AUGAAGCAUCGAAAAGAUUAUGCUGACCCCCCCCACUCGCCCCCGCAUGUGAUUCAGAGCAAAAGCAACAUGCUAUCAGGAAAGGAAUCUGCCACAGCCACCGCGCUCCCUCAGGCCGGGCGGGGGACACCCCAGGUCUGCGUGGCCCCCGCGCCGCCACGCCCAGUGGCCGCCCGAGCCCUGCGAGCAGGGGGAGGAGCCGCCGCCAGUGGAGGCGGAGGAGCAGAGGAGGCGGAGACGGCGGAGACGGCGGAGAAGGCGGAGAGGAAGGUGGAGGCGGAGGCGAAGGUGGAGGGGAAGGUGGAGGCGGCGGGGAAGGUGGAGGCGGCCGGGAAGGUGGACGCCACCGGGAAGGUGGAGACGGCAGGGAAGGUGGACGCUGCCGGGAAGGUGGAGACGGCGGAGGGUUCGGGCCGCCGGGUAGAGCUCAAGCUGGAGCCCGACCCCGAACCCGAGCCGGCACGGGAGGCGGAGCAGGGGCCGAAGGGGGAGCCGAAGCAGGAGCCAGAGGAUGAGAACCCGGCGCGGAGCGGCGGUGGCGGCGCCAGCGACGAGGUUCCUCUCCCCACCCUUCCCUCCGAUCCCCCGCGGCCCCCCGAUCCCUCCCCGCGGCGCAGCCGUGCCCCCCGCCGCCGACCCCGGCCGCGGCCGCAGACCCGGCUCCGUACCCCGCCGCAGCCUAGGCCACGGCCCCCGCCCCGGCCCCGGCCCCGGCGCGGCCCUGGGGGCGGAUGCCUGGAUGUGGAUUUCGCUGUGGGUCCACCAGGCUGUUCCCACGUGAACAGCUUUAAGGUGGGAGAGAACUGGAGGCAGGAACUGCGGGUGAUCUACCAGUGCUUCGUGUGGUGUGGAACCCCAGAGACCAGGAAAAGCAAGGCAAAGUCGUGCAUCUGCCAUGUGUGCGGCACCCAUUUGAACAGACUCCACUCUUGCCUUUCCUGUGUCUUCUUUGGCUGCUUCACAGAGAAACACAUUCAUGAGCACGCUGAGACAAAACAACACAACUUAGCUGUAGACCUUUAUUACGGAGGUAUAUACUGCUUUAUGUGUAAGGAUUAUGUAUAUGACAAAGACAUUGAGCAAAUUGCCAAAGAAGAGCAAGGGGAAGCUUUGAAAUUACAAGCUUCCACCUCAACCGAGGUUUCUCACCAGCAGUGUUCAAUGCCAGGCCUCAGUGAGAAAUAUCCAACCUGGGAGACAACCAAACCCGAGUUAGAACUGCUGGGCCACAACCCAAGGAGAAGAAGAAUUACCUCCAGCUUUACCAUCGGUUUAAGAGGACUAAUCAAUCUUGGCAACACGUGCUUUAUGAACUGCAUCGUCCAGGCCCUUACCCACACUCCGAUCCUAAGAGAUUUCUUCCUCUCCGACAGGCACAGAUGUGAAAUGCCAAGUCCCGAGUUGUGUCUGGUCUGUGAGAUGUCUUCGCUUUUUCGGGAGUUGUAUUCUGGAAAUCCAUCUCCUCACGUUCCCUAUAAAUUACUGCACCUGGUGUGGAUACACGCACGACAUUUAGCAGGGUACAGGCAACAGGAUGCCCAUGAGUUCCUCAUCGCAGCGUUAGAUGUCCUGCACAGGCACUGCAAAGGUGAUGAUGCCGGGAAGGCAGCCAACAAUCCCAACCACUGUAACUGCAUCAUUGACCAAAUCUUCACAGGUGGCCUGCAAUCUGAUGUUACCUGUCAAGCCUGCCAUGGUGUCUCCACCACGAUAGACCCAUGCUGGGACAUCAGUUUGGACUUGCCUGGCUCUUGCACCUCCUUCUGGCCUAUGAGCCCAGGGAGGGAGAGCAGUGUGAAUGGGGAAAGCCACAUACCAGGAAUCACCACCCUCACGGACUGCCUGCGAAGGUUUACGAGGCCAGAGCACUUAGGAAGCAGUGCCAAAAUCAAGUGCGGUAGUUGCCAAAGCUACCAGGAAUCUACCAAACAGCUCACAAUGAAUAAAUUACCUGUCGUUGCCUGUUUUCAUUUCAAACGGUUUGAACACUCAGCCAAACAGAGGCGCAAGAUCACUACAUACAUAUCCUUUCCUCUGGAGCUGGAUAUGACACCGUUCAUGGCCUCGAGUAAAGAGAGCAGGAUGAAUGGACAGUUGCAGCUGCCAACCAAUAGUGGAAACGACGAGAAUAAGUAUUCCUUGUUUGCUGUGGUUAAUCACCAAGGAACCUUGGAGAGUGGCCACUACACCAGCUUCAUCCGGCACCACAAGGACCAGUGGUUCAAGUGUGAUGAUGCCGUCAUCACCAAGGCCAGUAUUAAGGACGUUCUGGACAGUGAAGGGUAUUUACUGUUCUAUCACAAACAGGUCCUGGAACAUGAGUCAGAAAAAGUGAAAGAAGUGAAUACACAAGCCUACUGAAGUGACACACAGACCUACCUACCUGUAAUGGAAGAUGACAGCACCCAUACUACAACUGGCAUUGAGAUUUAAAGGACCUACUUGCAUGGCCCACGGGCCUGACAGAGUAAGAAUUGAACAGUUCCCAGUGUCUAAAAGGUCCUGAUUGGAAGAGAAAUAGAAGGGGCGGGAGAAGAGGCUCUAGUCUAAGCAGUCAUUUAAAGGAAGAUUAAAUGGCAGGAUGCUCUGGGUGGGGAAGGCAGGAGCAGGGAAAUCCUGACACUG
Molecule: messenger RNA, 2625 nt
Organism: Physeter macrocephalus (sperm whale)
Lineage: Eukaryota; Metazoa; Chordata; Mammalia; Artiodactyla; Physeteridae
Product: ubiquitin specific peptidase 27 X-linked
Exons: 2
Coding region: 1-2361 (786 amino acids)
Biological process (GO): protein deubiquitination
Molecular function (GO): zinc ion binding; cysteine-type deubiquitinase activity
Source: RefSeq, a predicted model, not a curated record